Symbiodinium sp. CCMP2592 is the source of this 1293-nucleotide messenger RNA. The record is from the annotation of a GenBank genome assembly. Lineage: Eukaryota; Dinophyceae; Suessiales; Symbiodiniaceae.
AUGUCGACCUCAAGGCGGUCGAACUCGGCCAAGCCGGAAGACCUGGUGAAGGUACUGCGGGCCCACCUACCCAAUGGUCUGGAUAAGAAGUAUCUAGACCACGAGCCCUCGAUGAUCGUUUCGGCCUAUGAGGAGUUGAUUUCCGAUGUCCUCUUAAGGACACCUCGACCGACCAAGACUUUGCUGCAGGCUGCAGCUGUUAAGUCGUGGGAGCAGGUCAAGGGGUCAGAAGCUGAGACGUGGGCAGAGAGGGUGGCGAAAGCUGUCAGUUACUGCUACAGUAAGCGGCUCCAGGUAAGCACCUGUGCGAGACAGCCUCCAGCGGUUCGAAGGAUCAUCCAGCAGAUCAGCAAGAACAUUUUUGGUUCAAAAGCCCGUGAGGAGAGUAAGCCCAAGCGAGCCUUGAAGCCUGCCCCGUCGGAUGCCAGCACGAUCGCGAAGCGAAAGCGAAGCAAAAGCAAGCACCUUCCUGUUGACCUUGACAGCAACCAGGCCGAGAAGAAGCAGCACACUGGCAGCCCCAGCAGCCAAGGUAUGAGCAACGAAAUGCUUCGAAGCUUGUAUGGCCUCCCGCCCACCUCCAACCCUAGCAGCAGCUCCAAAGGUGGAGCUGAAACUGCUUUGGAUGUGGAUGCUGAGAUAAUCGACAGCUCCUGUGAGGAGAUUGAGGGCGAUGUCGGCGAAGGUGGCAAGGUUAUCGAGGGCGGGCCCGCCGAUGCUGCUCCGAAUCCGUUGCAGUUCUGGGAUGGUAGCAUGCUCGCGAUGGUGCGAACGAUCAGAGGCAAGAAGAUUGCGGCCAAGAUGGAGGAAGGUCCGAAGGGGCCCAAGCAGAUCAAAAGGAAACCGAAGAGCAAGGCGAAGAGCAAGGCGAAGGCGAAGAGCAAGGCGGGCAAGGCGAAGGCGAAGGGCAAGGCCAAGGUUGUUGCGAGAAGACCGGCUGCAGCAGAAGACCCUCCACAUGAUGAUCAUGAUGCUCCAGAAGUUGCUCCUGAUGCUGUUGUACCCAGCGAGGGUGAUGAGCAGGCAGGAUAUCAGUACGACCCCGAGGUCCCGGUGCCGGAGGAUGCCCUCUACACGUGCAUGUACUAUAAGAAAGACAACAAGAUCGGAGUCCGGAUCAUUGUGAAGUUCGAUGGAACGAAGUUCGAAAAGCAAGUGUUUUCUUUCGGCGGCCGCCGCUGUGACAUGUCCGAAGAGGCAUUGAGAAAGAUUGGUUGGCAAUCCGUGGCAAAGAUGCGGGAAGAAAGGCAGACCCCUGCUGUCGUGGAGAGCUGGGCCAAGGGACAGGUGUGA